AUGCGUCCCGAGUACCGCGGUGACUUGAUGAGUACACCGCUGGCAUUCUACGCUUUGUUCUUGGCUUGUACCCAAUACAUUGCUGUUCUUCUGCUCCGCACAUUGCCCUCGCUCGAUGUUCAAUGCUCGAUGCUCGAUAUUCGAUGUUCGAUGUUCGAUGUUCAAUGUUCAAUGUUCAAUGUUCAAUGUUCGAUGUUUGAUGUUUGA
Ustilaginoidea virens is the source of this 207-nucleotide messenger RNA. RefSeq lists its product as uncharacterized. Bases 1 to 207 code for a protein of 68 amino acids. NCBI's taxonomy places the organism in Eukaryota, Fungi, Ascomycota, Sordariomycetes, Hypocreales, Clavicipitaceae. The record is from RefSeq and is a predicted model, not a curated record. The transcript has a single exon.